Messenger RNA from Aspergillus sclerotioniger CBS 115572, 663 nucleotides. RefSeq names its product cysteine hydrolase. The record is from RefSeq and is a predicted model, not a curated record. The coding region runs from base 40 to 663 and encodes 207 amino acids. The transcript has 2 exons. Lineage: Eukaryota; Fungi; Ascomycota; Eurotiomycetes; Eurotiales; Aspergillaceae.
CUCCAGUGUUUUGAAACAUAUGCCCCCUACAUUAUUAUAAUGUCCUCAAUCAACACUGCCCUCAGCUUUGAUGACAGCUAUGCGGUCCUCAAUUUAGAUAUGAUGUCCAUUCUCAUCAACGCCGUUAAAGACACGCGCGAAGGCCAGACUAUGAUCACCAAUUGCGCCAAGUGGAAUGAUGCAGUGCACGAAAAGUCUCCUCAUCCUCUUACUAUCUUCUCGACCCUCGCCUUCAGUGCUGGAAAACCUGAAGUCCAGUCCACUUCUCCAUUUGGCAGGCUAAUCGCACCCUAUGGUGAAUUUGCAAGUGGCUCGGCGGAUGUACGGAUUCACGAAAGCUUCAAGGUCGAUAAGAAGGAUCUUGUUCUUGAGAAGACCAGGUGGUCUGCAACUAUGGGCAACUCUCUCGAGCAGAUCCUACGGGCGCGGAAUAUCAAGACCGUCAUUAUUUCUGGUCUGAGUCUUUCUGGUGUUGUGAUGGCCACGAUAUACAGAUUGUUUGAUUUGGAUUUCGAUGUCUAUGUGAUCGGGGAUAAUGUGUUGGAGUUGCCGGUCGAUCAGACAGCUGCAUUCUCCAGUGUUAUGCUUGGUAUGCUUUUGCCAAAGAUGGGAUUCAAGGUCAUCUCCCUGGACGAGGCACUGCAGAUGCUGGAACGGUCGUAG